AUGUCGCGACGAAAGGCAUUGACUGUCUUUCUGCGAGAGAAUUGGGAAAAUACGGACUACCAAACCAUCGACGUCAAACUGCUCAGGGAUCCAGCACUAGGAUUAGGCAUUACUGUAGCUGGAUAUGUACAUAGGAAAGAGGAGAUCGGCGGCAUUUUCGUCAAGUCGCUCGUGCCGAGGUCAGCCGCUGUGCUUUCCGGUUUGAUUCGCGUUCACGACCUCAUUCUCGAGGUGAACGGCGUGUCCCUGGAACACCUGUCUCAUGCGGAUUCGGUGCGCACUCUGGUGAGUAGCGGCAAGCAAGUCGAGCUCCGACUCAUCCGCUUCCCUCCCGACAGCGUCCAGACGCAGUGUCUCAAGAUGCUGCAAGAACAGGUAGCCCAUAUUUCCGUAUCCCGAGUUCACUUCUGUUUCUUUCUACUUUUGUUUCUUUCUUUACUUUAUAAGGAAGGUUGGUAA
Molecule: messenger RNA, 459 nt
Organism: Angiostrongylus costaricensis
Lineage: Eukaryota; Metazoa; Nematoda; Chromadorea; Rhabditida; Metastrongylidae
Source: the annotation of a GenBank genome assembly